Parascedosporium putredinis is the source of this 3282-nucleotide messenger RNA. NCBI's taxonomy places the organism in Eukaryota, Fungi, Ascomycota, Sordariomycetes, Microascales, Microascaceae. The record is from the annotation of a GenBank genome assembly.
AUGGCGGCUCUUGCUCCCUCAACAUCCCACGCUGUCAGCAUCACCCCCGCGCCUCCCGCCAAUAUCGACUUCUCCCGUCUCGGCAGAAUAGGUGUCGCCGGAGACUUCACAGGCAUCUCUCUCUACGAGUACGAGGGCCAAACCCAAAAUCCUCUCUCCAAAAAUGGGAGCGAAUCGCUACUAGCCCAGCUCCCUAAUGGCGCGUUUGCGUCCCUCCCUCAACAACCAAAAAUCUCAGGCCAUCGCCCGGUACAAUCCCGAAAACGGCGAAAUUACCCUCUGGAUGGCCUCGAGGGACAGGUCAAUGCCCUCUAUUGUGACCAGGACACGGAUAGGGUAUACGUCGGGGGCAAUUUUAAGAGGGACGACUCGACGAAUGCCAUCGCCUGGAACGAGGACGACGGCUGGAUCAACCUCCCCUUUACCGGUUUCAACGGCCCGGUAUCCUCCAUAGCCAAGGCCUCCAACGGCCACAUCAUCUGGGGCGGCUCGUUCACCGGCAUUGGCAAUGCCACCGCCCCUGCCACCCCGGACGAUCAGGUUGUCAACAUUUCCGACGCCGAGAUAUCUGCCGGAGCUGGUACCACCUCCACCGGCUUCAGCGACCCCCGCAACAUUAUUUGCAAAACUGACGGCGCCGACGGCGCAGGAAAUACCUGGCUCCUCGCUGAUCGGUCUCCGGGCUAUUGGCAGGCAGAUUUCGACUUUGGCUUUCGCCCGACAAAACUGCGACUGUACAACACCCAUUUGGAUGGUCGCGGAACCAAGACCUGGCGCUUUACCGUCAUUCCCGAUAACGGCAUUCUCAAUUUUACAUAUAUUGACCCUGCCUCCGGCCGCAACUUGUCGUGCACCAAUGAGUGCCCGCUGAGCGACGAUGCCGACGUCAAGUUCCAGGAUUUCCACUUCGUUAACUCGGUCGGAAUGAACAGCUUCAGGAUCGACAUCUCCGAGUUCUAUGGUGCUGGCGGCGGUCUCAAUGGCAUUCAACUGUUCGGCGAUGACAUUUUCGCCUAUGCCAUCAACCGGUUCAACGAGCCGGCCUGCGCCGGCCUGGGUACCGCAUCAUCGGCCACCGCGACCGGCCCUUGGCAGGAGGUUCCUUCUGCUCAGAGUAACUCUAGGUACCUCUCGACACGUCUCUCUUCGCCCAUCGCCGAGGACGCGGCCUCCAUUGUCUUCUUCCCUGACGUGAGGGAGUCGGGCAAUUACUCGGUCAAUAUGUACACCCCCGGCUGCAUCGGUGACGGCACGUGUGGCUUCAGAGGCCAGGUCAAUAUCACGGGCACCAUGUCUCGCAACAACAGAAUUUCCUUCUCUACCUCGCUUUUCCAAACCAACAACUUUGACAAGUACGAUCAGAUUUACUUUGGAUUCGUUGACGCGAGCUCCGCCCUCGACGAGAUGGUCUUUGUCGCGCAGAGGGUGGGAUUCAGCCUGAUCAACUCGACUGGUGGCCUCAACGGUCUCUUUGAUCACGACCCUUCCUCGGACGAGCUUCUCGGGCGGGUCUGUCGUCUCUUCCUCGCCACCCUGGGUGAUGUUCUCUACGUCGGCGGCGACCUCUCGUCACCCGACAGCGAGAACAUCGUUUCCAUCAAUACUGCCGAUGCCGGUGUUUCCGAUCUCGGCGGUGGUCUCGACGGGGAUGUCAACUCUAUGCUUCUCGCGGACUCCACCCUCUACGUAGGUGGCCGGUUCUCCUCUGCCAGCAGCGGUGUCCGCGGACUCGGCAACACGGCUGCUUUUGAUACGGAAAAGAGCACCUGGAACCGCCUCGGCGGUGGUGUCAAUGGUGUGGUUCAACACGUCGUUGCGAUGCAGCUCAACCUCACCGCCAACGAACCGGAGACCGUUGUCGCCUUCACCGGGGACUUCACCGAGUGCGAGGCAUUCGAUGGCAAUGCCGCUUCUCGGGCUGCCGGACUCGCCGUCUGGGUACCCUCCCGAAAUAAUUGGCUGCAAAACCUCGACCAGGCCGUACCGGGCUAUAGCGGAGCGCUCACGGCAUCGAUCCUUAAUCUGCAAGGCGGCGGAUCCCUCUACGCCGGUUCCCUAUCCUCCUCCCAAGUGAGCGCUGCGGGCGCUGCGACAUUGACCAAUGGCAGGCUGAACCGGUUCCCCGUCACCAUAACCUCGGAUUCAGAUGCCGAGCAAUCGUCGACGAAGCUCAGGCGCCGUGCUCUCUCCUCUGCUGAUGACGUUGAGGGCGUCGUAGCCGCAAAAGAUUCAAAGGGGACAACGGUGGAGAACCUUGUGCUCAUUGAUGGAGCCGACAAUAACAGCAUCAGCGGCCUCGGCCCCGCCAUCAACGACAACGCCACGUUCGCGGCCGUCGCCGUGGGCGGUGACAUCCUCUAUGCGGGAGGUUCGUUGACUGGGACCGUUGACGGAGACCAAGUCCGCGGCAUCGCUGGCUCCCUGCCCUGCCCCGGCAUCUGCGUCUACAACCCCGAGCAAACACAGUGGCAACAGGCCGGUAUCAACCUCCAAGGCGAGAUCCACACAUUGAUGUGGACAAGCGAGACCACACUGGUUGCGGCUGGUUCCUUCACCGUCAACGAGACUGUGAGCACGUCGCUUGCCAUCUAUUACUCGGGAUCGCAGACCUGGGACCGAUAUCCGGGAGCAGAUAGUCUUCCCGGGGCAGUUGAAGCGGUAACGAUGGGAUCUAGCGAUGGUUCGCAGCUCUGGGUCGCGGGCCACGCCAACGAUGAUUCCGUGUUUUUGAUGAAGUACGACGGAUCGCAGUGGCGCGCCGCCCCGCAAGGGCUCCUCGCGGGUUCGGUCAUCAAGAGCCUCCAGGUCUUCUCGCUGACGGAGCGUCACGACUCGACGGACCUCCUCCCGAACAGGCAGUCCCUGGUCGUGACGGGCGCCUUAGAACUGGACGGGUUUGGCAAGGCUUCUGCAGUCAUCUUUGAUGGGGAGUCGUACCGGCCCUAUGCCUUGACCACGGGUUCGGGCAACGGGGCGGGAUCCAUCGCAAGGAUCUUCUCGCAGAAUCAGGACUUCUUCACCGCAGGAGGUGGCAACAUGCCUCUCGUCUUCAUCGUCUUGAUCGGUCUCGCCAUUUCCCUAGGCUUGAUGCUCAUCAUCGUUGCCGCCGGUGUUUUCCUCGACCGCCUACAAAAGAAGCGCGAGGGAUACGUCCCCGCGCCCACCACCAUGGUCGAUCGGUCCAGCGGCAUCCGGCGGAUACCCCCAGCCAACUAUUUGAAUCCCUUAACAGGGGAGGGGCGGCGACAUCCCGCAAGUAUGAUGAAGUUCCACCGCAUUUGA